AUGCAGAAGACAACAGAGAGGAGAAAGGCCGAGCAUGCGUCCCUUGCGAGGGUGGCUGCGUGCCUUAUCAACGAACGAUUCGUAACUGUCUCGUUCGCGGCCAACUACAUUACUCUCUCGUACCCAAACGCAGGCGAGCCAGUUCUCAUCCAUCUUCAGCAGCCAUUUCCAUUUCAAGACGUCCUAGAUGCAUCCGAGGUGCCCCAAGUCGUCACUUACAAGGGCAUGGCUGUUGCAGACGGUGCAGAACUGAUACGCAUCAUUGGAAAAUGGAGGAACAUCGACGAAAGCCUCCUGGACAAAGUAAGCCGAGAAUUUGACAACUCUGUUGCCAACAUGGAGCUUGCAUACUGUCGCCAACUUUCUCUAUCAUUCGAUUCUCCUGCCAUCGACUGGGAGCAAGCGCUGAUUGAAGCGCAUGGCUUGCACCCUUGGCACAAGUGCAGGUAUCCCGAAGUAGGACAUUUCCUAGACGCAAAGCUCUACUUCGUCAGGCUGCCGAGCGACGGCGUUACCAUUGUUGGAGACUACAAGGAAAGGAUCCAACAACUUCUCUUCCCGACCGGGCUCGAAAAAGACAUCAUCGACGACGGGAGCAUCGUCUUCCCAGUUCAUCAGCUACAACUGUCCCGCGUUAUGGAAAUAUUUCCACAGGCCGAACUCCUGAAUAAGACCGUCACGGCCCGUUCUCAGAGCUCUGUGAGGACCAUGUCAGUCGCUGGUGCCGAUUUCUGCGUCAAGGUACCGCUUGCCUUGAAAAUUACGUCCAACGUUCGCACGAUCAAGCCGUGGUCCGUUACCAUAGGAUACCGGAUUGAGCCUGUUCUGCGCCUGGUAGAGCAGGCUGUCGCGUCGUUUGGCGGCUCCCUAACGGCGCUGCGUGAGUAUGGCGCCGCAGCAUCCUCUAGCCCGCACUUAGGCUGUGUCUUACGCCAGAGCCUGGAAUCGGUUGAAUCCGAGACUGGAGACAAGCUCAUUGUGUGUGUUGCGCUGAUGGAGCAUCUGCAUCUCGUCUGGGCCCCGGCAUCGCAUGAGGAAAAGCUCGACCUGCUUCGAGAAUUCUGUCGCCAUCUCUUCCGAGCCGUUUUACCGUCUGUUUUUAUUUACGGCUUUGCGCUGCAGGCUCAUGCACAGAAUCUCCUCAUACGGCUGCACCCAAAAACACGUGCGAUCCGAGGGUUCUAUAUUCGCGAUUUUACCUCCUUUAGAGUGCAUAGGGAGUCGUUUGCAAAAGCAUGCUCCCUGGAUAUCGACACGGCGCAGUUUCUCACGAGCAUGGAUUCUCGAGCAAAGGUAUACAAAUACAUACAUACAGUCAUUCACACGCAUGUGGCCUCCAUGGUUUUAAAGCUGAAGUUGGGCAUAAUGGGAUGGAGAGCCGCCCGGGAGGAGCUGGAAAAGAUUAUUCCUGCUGAAGAUGCACUGGCGAAGGAAUGGUUAACGAGCCCAACUGUAGAGGCUCGAGCAACGUUGGCCAUGCAGAUAUACGGCGUGGAUAAAGAGUUGAGAUUGGUCGAGGUCACUAACCGCUUCUACCACUGCUAG
Penicillium subrubescens is the source of this 1545-nucleotide messenger RNA. Its product is annotated as IucC family-domain-containing protein. Gene Ontology annotation, biological process: siderophore biosynthetic process. The record is from RefSeq and is a predicted model, not a curated record. Bases 1 to 1545 code for a protein of 514 amino acids. The transcript has a single exon. Lineage: Eukaryota; Fungi; Ascomycota; Eurotiomycetes; Eurotiales; Aspergillaceae.